UUUCUAGGCUGUGUCCAUUAAUAAAGCCAAGGAAUGAGUCUAUGCUGUGCUUCCGAUGUUUGCUUUAUAAGUAUUACAUGAAUGAGAUAUGCGUGCCAUUCAAGGGUUCGGGCUUCCUACUUUGUAGAAGCAAAAUUCUGCGGACCCGCUGUUACGGCAUCAUAUUAACCUGCAACAAUACCAUUCCAAUUGGCUCAUAUUCAUUAAAGUCUCAGAAUUUGAGAUGGCAUGUCAAUUCAAACUUCAAAACUUCAGCAUAUUUCAAAAAUCAACAUAAUUCAAAACUGAUUGGUGGUUAUGAUUUCACGACAGACCAAACAUAAACAUUUUCAAGAUGAUGUUAGGAUCAACAAAAACAAGCAUACUAAUGCAGCCAAGGUUGCAGGCCUGGAAACAUCUUCAUAUUGCUCAAAUCAUGAAGGUUCUCAAAAUCAGAGCAAAAAUAUCUCAAAAGGAGCUUGUGCAGCCAUGCGUGCUACUAAACAACAGCAUGGUACAGGCAGUAGGUUAGUGACCAGCUCAACGAUGGCUGGCACUACAGUAUUUUUGAAGAGCUGGAAAAGUCAAAAUAAGAAAGUAGCUGUUGCUACAGUAGUAAGUUGCGAUCCAACACACAAACUUGAUGGUGUCCCAAUAGGAAAUGAAUUUUGGAUAGUGCGUGUCAAUGUUGUAAUUGCUGCAGACGAAGCAUUGAUACGGCCAUACAAAACCUACAAAUUUAUCGGUGAUGCAGAUGGAGCUAAUAUUGCUUGGCCUUCAACAUUUGUUGAAAAGAUAAAUUGGUGAUGGUUUCAAUGACAUGCUUGAUGGAGGAUGGACAGUGG
Phragmites australis (common reed) is the source of this 824-nucleotide messenger RNA. RefSeq lists its product as uncharacterized. The transcript is spliced from 6 exons. Lineage: Eukaryota; Viridiplantae; Streptophyta; Magnoliopsida; Poales; Poaceae. The coding region runs from base 298 to 786 and encodes 162 amino acids. The record is from RefSeq and is a predicted model, not a curated record.